AUGGACAACCCCAUAACGCCAGGCCACUCAUUGGCACCCUCUAAGCUUCAUCUUGACAAUCCAGCAACACCCGUCCUACAAACUACAGCCAGAAACCUACCACUACCUCCACCGCGGGUAAACAAAUUGGUUCAAGAUGUCAUUGGAAAUCAAGUCCUCAAACAGCCCGCAGCUACGGCUGUUGCCUCACCAGCCAUGAGUCUCACCUACAAAGAACUCGACGAGAGCUCUUCGCGGCUGGCCACACAGAUAUCGUCUUCAGGUGUAAGCCCAGGCUCUAUCGUACCAAUCAUUCAUGAAAAGUCUGCCAUUACCAUCGUUGCCAUGCUUGCGAUUCUCAAGUCUGGAUGCGCAUUCACUGCUCUGGACGUAUCCCACCCAACACAAAGACUGUUGGAGAACAUCGAGGACACGAACGCCCCCAUUCUGCUCCUCUCUACCAAACAAGCCGCACGCUUCAACGGCCUCAUCGACAUUCCCGCCAUCAAACUAUCCAACGACGUGUUUUCCGGCUCCAGCACUACCUUCACCGCUGCACCAGGCAUAUCUCCUAGUAACUUAAUGUACACAAUCUUCACCUCAGGCAGCACCGGCCGCCCCAAGGGCGUCAUGAUCGAACACGCAGCCUGGCUCACCAGCGCCGUCGCAUACGGCGCCGACCAAGAGCUCAGCCCCAGCUCGCGCGUCCUGCAAUUCGCCUCGUACGCCUUCGACAUGUCCGUCAUGGAGAUAUUCACGACCCUCGUCUUCGGCGGCUGCGUCUGCGUGCCGGCGGAGGAAGAUCGUUACGGCAGGAUCCAGGAGUUCGUCAAUGAGACUGGCGUCAACACACUCAUGUUGACGCCUUCUUACGCCAAGCUGUUGGACCCCACUGCAAUGCCUGGUGUCAGGAUGCUCGUUACGGGGGGCGAGGCUGUCCCGAGUGACUUGGUGCAGCUGUGGAAUCGUCACGUCAAAGUCUACAUUGCGUAUGGUCCGACUGAAGCUUCGAUACAAGCUGCAGGCGCGAAGCUCGAUAUCGGAACUCAAUCAGUCCCAUCCGGGCUGAUUGGGCGUCCGACGGGCUGCAACCUGUGGAUUGUCAAGGAAGACAACCACAACGAGUUGGUUCCCAGGGGCGAGAUCGGCGAGCUGGUCAUUGAAGGAAACACUCUCGCAAGGGGCUACUUAAAUGACCAGGCAAAAACCUCAGCCUCCUUUGUGGACAUGUCGAUUGGCACGGACACCCGUCUCGUCUUCAAGACGGGCGACUUGGUUCGCCAGACGGACAACGGCGACAUUGUCUUUGUUGGCCGCAAGGAUACCCAGAUCAAGAUGCAGGGUCAACGCUUUGAGCUCGUUGAGAUCGAAGCACGGCUUUCCCACACUCUGCCUGCGGGAUCCAAGUGCUGCGUUGAUAAAGCUGCUGAGGGUCCGCACUUUCAGAACGGAGGUGCUAUUGUGGCCUUCCUCAGUGACUCGGUAAAAGUGUCAGACGGCGAGCGUUCAGAAAUCCUCUGGGACCUAGCCGAAGCCACGUUGGAGAGAUCUCUCGAGAUUAUCUCAAAGCUGGAGAAAGUGCUCCCAAAGCCAAUGAUCCCAACCCUCUAUGUGCCGGUAUCAUUCAUCCCCCUGACCAGCUCCCACAAGACAGACCGCAACGUCUUGCGACAGCUUAUAACAGCCCUAAGCUCCAAGGAGAUGCAACGACUCAGAAGGCUGGAUCGAUCCAGCGGCGAAUCCCGGGCUUUGACUGCUGACGAGUCAACUCUGCGAGAGCUAUGGGCAUUUGCCCUCAACAUGACGCCGGAAAGCAUCAGGCCCGAUGACAACUUCAUUCAGCUCGGCGGCGACUCGGUCACCAGCAUCAAACUGAUUGCAGCGGCUCGCAGCCGCGGCAUCUCGCUCACAUCAGCCACCGUCCUGUCAAAUCCAGUGCUGAGCGAGCAAGCCCGGAUGGCAAUCAACUCAGCCGCUGCCAAGCAUGACGACGACAUCCAGCCGUUUGGAUUGCUGGGGGAUCGUGCGCAGGAACUCCGCGCAACAGCAGCCGCCAUAUGCAGACUGCCCGUCGAGGAGAUCGAGGACGUUCUUCCCAUGACAAUCAGUCAAAUGCGGUGGUACGGCAAGACUUUGGUGAAGCCAGACGCGUGGAUAGACCACUAUCACUUUCAACUCCCCGACGACGUGGACCUCGUCAGAUUCCGCGCGGCCCUCAGCUCUGUCGUGCAAGCGGUUGACCUCCUUCGAGCGCGAGUUUUCGCCACCAGAGACAAGAAGCUAUUUCAGGCCAUUGUCAGGUUCCAUCCCAUCGAGGUGGUCGAUUCCAGUGACACAUUGGAAGCGUACCUGAGCCAGGAUCUCAAGACUCCCAUGGGCCUCGGUGCGCCGUUGAGUCGCUAUGCUAUUCUUCACCAUGACAGUUCCGCCCCAGUAUUUGUCUGGACGAUUCAUCAUGCCAUCUAUGACGGCUACUCUCUGCCCAUGCUGCUUCAAACCAUCCAGGACUUCUACCACGGCCUCCAACCAGCCCCCUUUACUCCAUUCAACCGCUACCUAAAAGGACCCGACGACAAGGAACUAGAGGACGGAGAGGCGUUUUGGGAGAGAUAUCUUCACCAAGCGUCAUGGACCAGGUUUCCCGUCUUG
This is a messenger RNA of Trichoderma reesei QM6a, 2628 nucleotides long. RefSeq names its product non-ribosomal peptide synthetase. The transcript has 2 exons. The annotation marks the transcript as partial. Gene Ontology annotation, biological process: secondary metabolite biosynthetic process; amino acid activation for nonribosomal peptide biosynthetic process. NCBI's taxonomy places the organism in Eukaryota, Fungi, Ascomycota, Sordariomycetes, Hypocreales, Hypocreaceae. Gene Ontology annotation, cellular component: cytoplasm. The record is from RefSeq and is a predicted model, not a curated record. Gene Ontology annotation, molecular function: phosphopantetheine binding; catalytic activity.